UGGAGUGCGUGGGAGGGUACGAAGGAGUGAGUGUGUGUGUCCAUGCCUCGGUGUUUGUUUAGUGAGUUUUAGCAGCGUCAGUAGGCGGGGAGAAAUUGAGGACAGAGGACGCACGUUCAGCUGUGUUAUUAUAAAGGUCAACAAAGUCUUCAACAGUAAGGAUGGGAAUAGAGGUGUGGUUGUUGGUGGCUGGAGUAGUGAUGGCAGCUUGGGCAUACUCCCGCUGGCGCCACAGCUACUGGUCGUCUCGAGGAGUCUCAACCCCUCCUUAUCUUCCCUUCCUCGGACAUAUGCACAAGCUUUUAUCGUCUUCCCAGUCUCGAUGGCUUUAUUUCGACGAGGUGUAUCAAAAGUUUGGAGGUUCAACACUCAGUGGACUGUAUGAGCUGUUUCGUCCUGUUCUCAUGAUUGGCGAUCCUGAACUGCUCAAAAACAUCUUUGUUAAGGAUUUUGAUCAUUUUGUGGACCGUCGAAAGUUUGUAGUGGAAGAAGGAAGCAUUUCAAACAUAAUGCUGAGUAACAUGACCGGAGAUGAGUGGAAGACUCUCCGGGGGAUCAUGACUCCCACUUUCACGUCUGGCAAGAUGCGCUCCAUGUUUCCUCUGAUGUGUGAUAAGGCCGAUGCUCUUGUUUCUUUUUCUCUUAAAGAAGCAGCUAACAAACCUUUUGUUGAUAUGAAGGUAAACUUUGCAAGGUUUACUAUGGAUACUAUUGCUUCCUGUGCUUUUGGUAUUGAAUGUAAUUCUUUUAAGAGCGAGGUGCCAGAGUUUUCCAAAUAUGCUGAAAUGUUUUUUAAUUUUCCCUUUUUAAGGAUCCUAAAAAUUACUCUUUUUAACAUUUUCCCGAAGAUUGGUAAUGCCUUGGGAAUCAAAAUAGAUUCACCAGCCAUAGGUUUUUUCUCGAAUGUUGUAGAAGAGACAAUUGCAGCCAGAAAUACAGGACAAAGACGGGGUGAUUACUUGGACUUGCUCUUGGACGCUCGAGGUGGUGUUAACCAUCCCAUCAUUACUGACACAUCAACUGUCCCACACAACCAGUCCACCACUACCCAGGACCGUACUGCCCAGGAGACCAUCAUUACUGACACAUCAACUGUCCCACACAACCAGUCCACCACUACCCAGGACCGUACUGCCCAGGAGACCAUCAUUACUGACACAUCAACUGUCCCACACAACCAGUCCACCACUACCCAGGACCAAACUGCCCAGGAGACCAUCAACCACGACUCUUCUGUCACUAACGUUAACAACAUUCCCAUCGCUCAAUCAAAGCAAGUGUUGACCAACAAAAGCAUUGUGGCACAGAGUGUGUUGUUCCUUGUCGCUGGCUACGAAACCACGGCGGCUACUCUGGCCUUCUUAUCAUUCCAACUGGCCAAGCAUCCCAUACAUCAGCAGCGUCUCCGUGAGGAGAUAAAGCAGAUCAUUCACGAAUAUGGUGAUAUUACCUACCAGGGCAUCAUGGAAGCCAAACUUCUCGACGCUUGUCUCAUGGAAACUCUGAGACUCUACCCUCCGCCACCUUCGGGGAAACGCCAGUGCACCGGGAACCUACAAGUCUCUUCCACUGGUUCUCCAAUGUUUGGACUUCUGCCCACUCUUGGAGUUGCCCCAUCUAACCCUCACAUACAUCAUUACACAAAUGCAACAGACAAGUUCAGUCUCAUUCCCAUGUAUCAGAUAUCUCCAGCCGCGGAUAUGGGACGAGAGCCCAACUGA
Messenger RNA from Cherax quadricarinatus, 1721 nucleotides. The record is from RefSeq and is a predicted model, not a curated record. Lineage: Eukaryota; Metazoa; Arthropoda; Malacostraca; Decapoda; Parastacidae.